GAGGCCUCCAAGAGGGCCCCAAGACGGUCCGUAGCCAUUUUGGCUCAAGUCUUGAGAAGGCUCAGACGGAGGUAGCCAGAGGUGGUUUGCUGAUCCCACUCCGCGCUGCCGCGAUGGCUCCUGCGCCGCGAGCCGGUUCUUCGCGCUCGGAGGCGUUGUGGAACAUGCUGUGCUUCACGGUUGGGGCGGGUAUGCUGGCGUUGCCCCAUGCGCUGUUGUUCGCGGGGAGUUGGUUCUGGAUACCCCUCCUGGGUGCGGGGGCCCUCAGCUUCUACAUGGCUAGGUUGCUGCACCGAGUGCAGCUCCACUUCUGGCGGUUGGGCAAGGAAGUCCGCACUUACGAGUCAUUAUGCGAGGCUUGUGGUAUGUCGAGGGACAAGUCUUGGUUGUGGUGGUGCACUGGGUGGAUGCUGGCCGUCAACCAGACGGGCAUCGCUCUGCUCUAUGUGCUCACGAUUUGCAAGAAUCUGGACCUGUUGCUCUUGCGCGAGGGCUCCACGGUCCAGGCGGAGGCUCCGAGCUGGCAGUGGUAUCCGUUGGUGGGCCUGUGCGCGGCCUUCCUUAUUUCCCUGGGCCCCGACCUGGUGCACGUCAGCGGGUCCUCGCUGGUCGGUUUUCUGUCAGUGCUCUUGGUGGGCGUGCUGAUAGUGGUUGCUCCGGCUCCAGGCGGGCCGUCGCAAGGCGGGCGCGCCCAUCGGCCUGAGUUCCGGACCUCGCAUUGCUUGACUGGAAUCUCCACGUCCAUUCUGGCGUACGGGGGCCAUCCGGUAUUCCCCAGCGUGCAAGGCAACAUGCUCGAUCCAUCGGGCUUCUCUGGCGUGCUCGAGACAGGUUUCCUGCUGAUGGUGGCGGGCUUUUGGACGGUAGUCGCGACGAGCUGGCGGGUGCGUGGCUACCUCGUGAAGGCGUACAUAUUGGACAGCCUCGAUGCAUCACUGCUACGCACGGCAGCCGUAUGUGGACUGACUCUGCAUUUCGUAGCGGCGUUGCCAGUGGUGCUCCUUCCAGCGGCCAAAUUUAUCGAGGACUCGACGCUCGCUGGCGCACACUCAAGGUCGUUGCGAGUUGCGCUGGUCUGCGCCGUCGUCUACGCGGCAUACCAGUUCCCAUCCUUCGAGGACAUCGUAUCUUUGCUGGGGUCUCUGACCUCCAAUUUCCUAGUGUUCAUGCUGCCUCUCGUCCUGCACCAUUUGACAUUCCCUUCCACGAGCUACUCCCGCACUGCUCUACACGCUCUCAUUUUCCUGCUGUCGCUCGCAGUCCUGGCUGUUGGUUCGUCGGCGGCGGUUAGUAACCUUGCCUCGGGCUGACCCUCAGAUGACCCCGAAAGAAUUAAAAAUUGUCAUGCAAGCCAUGCCGACGAGUCGCCAGGGGCAAGUCAUCCCCCCCUCCCAAAAAAG
Molecule: messenger RNA, 1400 nt
Organism: Prorocentrum cordatum
Lineage: Eukaryota; Dinophyceae; Prorocentrales; Prorocentraceae
Source: the annotation of a GenBank genome assembly